Oncorhynchus masou masou (cherry salmon) is the source of this 5223-nucleotide messenger RNA. RefSeq names its product adenylate cyclase type 3-like. Gene Ontology annotation, cellular component: plasma membrane. The transcript is spliced from 21 exons. Bases 1191 to 4559 code for a protein of 1122 amino acids. Gene Ontology annotation, molecular function: adenylate cyclase activity. Lineage: Eukaryota; Metazoa; Chordata; Actinopteri; Salmoniformes; Salmonidae. Gene Ontology annotation, biological process: cAMP biosynthetic process; intracellular signal transduction; adenylate cyclase-activating G protein-coupled receptor signaling pathway. The record is from RefSeq and is a predicted model, not a curated record.
GGCGAGAGUCCAUUGUUGUCUAUUACUCGUCGAGAGGGACAUGUUCAUGUUAUUCUUAUAACAAACACCCCAAACGCACUGUUUUGAUUACAAGUGACAUCUAAUCCUUAAAAGAGCGAGCACCACCUAUAGGAGAUCGAAAGUGGCUUUUUCAUGGCUCUGUAAGCGGAUGCAACAAUAUGCGGAUGGUUUUUACAGCAUCUGGUACAAAAUCUCUGUUCACAUGCGGCAUUUUAAAAGGGAUAGAUAGACAGGAGAUGCCAAACGUCGAGUCACUGGAGAAUGAAAACCUACAUUGAAAGAUCACGUUCAUCUUUGGCCAUCACCACAUGUUAAAUGGAUACCGAAUGGAGCGCAACAUGUAGCCGAUUUCCUGUGUGCACUGUAAAAUCAGAAGUCCCGCAUAGUGCUCCGGGGUUAUUAUCAACUGAGGACAGAGGCGCAGUUUUCUCAAGCUAAAUAUUGGAAGGGAACGAAAGACAUUGCUCUCGGGAUCAGUCUGUCAACUGCAAAGGAGAAACGAAUCUAGGCCUUUUUUUUGCAAAACUUGCAAAGGCUGUCCAUAUUUCCCAGUAAUUUUCUUAAAAAUCCCUGUUUUUCCCAACGUGGAUUGCUAGUCAGGCGUUAUCUCAGGUGGAGGGGCCACAAUUCAUGAUCAAACAGCAUCCCAUAUUCUUCACUUCUUUUGAGUUUUCACCAUGGAAACCCCAUGUGAACAUUGGUGACGACCUUGAUGCAAUGAAUAUGGAGAGAAGGGUGGCAAUGUAAACAAAGUUUUGUAUUCGAAAAGAAACGAAGCUAUAUUAUCACCCCCACUUUAUUCUUAGUGAAUUUUCCAUGGGCUCCUUUUGCCUUAGGCCUACAUUUAGAGAACAUUGGAUUGGUGAAUCAACUGACACUGUCAGAGGCGUGUAACUAACAAAUAUGUGAGCAAAGCUAUUCCAAAGUGCAGAUCCUGAUAAUCAAGACACUACGUGGGAUUUAAAGGACAUUCGUGACACCUCAGGGCAAAGGGUUCAGUUUACACGCAGGAGAAUAAAAGGAAACCCGAUGAGAGAGCACGAUGUAGGCCUACGUUUGAACCUUACAACAGUACCUUGAGGAGUUUUACACCUGCAGAACUACAAACAGAUUUCCACUUUUUUACGACGAGGUCACAGGAAGAAUACAAAACGUAGUCAUUAUUCACGAUGCCUCGCAACCGGGCCUUCUCAGAGCCGGAGUACUCAGCAGAAUAUUCCGCGGACUGCUCUGUGACUCUACCAUCGGACCCAGGCCAUGCCGUGGGGCGCUCGCACGAGGUAACGGUUCGCAGCCAAGGGUGCUGCCUCUGCCUCCCACGCUUCAUGCGUCUCACCUUUGCACCCGAGUCUCUGGAGAACCUCUAUCAGACCUAUUUCCGGCGGCAGCGACACGAAACCCUACUGGUUCUGGUUGUGUUUGCUGCCCUGUUUGACAGCUACAUAAUUGUCAUGUGCGCUGUGGUCUACACAGGCGAAAAGCUGGCCUCUGUGGUGGUGGCAUCACUGGGCCUGGCAUCAGACAUCCUACUCUAUGUGUUGUGCCGCUACGGCCUGCUACCCGACCGCAUCUCGAGACGUGUGGUGCCCUAUGCCCUGUGGGUGCUCAUUGCGGCCCAGAUCUUCUGCUACCUGGGCCUGAACUAUGCCCGCUUCCACCAGGCCAGUGACACAGUGGGCUGGCAGGCAUUCUUUAGCUUCUCCUUCUUCCUGACACUGCCCUUGCGGCUCACGCCCAUUGUGCUGAUCACAUCCGUGUCGUGCGGGGUCCACACCCUAGUGCUGGGGGUCACCAUUGCUCAGCAGCAGCAGGAGGAUAUCCAGGGGGCUGCCCUCGGGAGACAGCUGCUGGCCAACAUAGUGAUCUAUGUGUGUGCCAUCACUGUGGGCGUCAUGUCCUACUACAUGGCAGACCGGAAACACCGCAAGGCCUUCCUGGAAGCACGGCAGUCCCUUGAGGUCAAACUCAAUCUGGAGGAACAGAGCCAGCAACAGGAGCGUCUCUUGCUGUCCAUCCUGCCCAAGCAUAUAGCAGACGAGAUGUUACAGGACAUGAAGAAGAAAGAAGCCAGUCAGACUGGACAGAAGGAGAUGCAGCAGUUCAACACCAUGUACAUGUAUCGCCACGAAAAUGUCAGUAUUUUGUUUGCAGACAUUGUGGGAUUCACUCAGCUGUCAUCAUCAUGCAGUGCCCAUGAGCUGGUCAAGCUCCUCAAUGAACUGUUUGCCCGCUUUGACAAGCUGGCUGCCAAAUACCACCAGUUGAGAAUAAAGAUCCUGGGAGACUGUUACUACUGCAUCUGUGGCCUGCCAGACUACAGAGAGGACCACGCUGCCUGCUCCAUCAUGAUGGGCCUGGCCAUGGUGGAGGCCAUUUCGUAUGUUCGUGAGAAGACCGGGACAGAUGUGGACAUGCGUGUGGGGGUACACACUGGCACUGUCCUGGGGGGCGUCCUGGGACAGAAGCGGUGGCAGUAUGACGUCUGGUCCACUGACGUCACCGUGGCCAAUAAGAUGGAGGCGGGGGGAAUACCGGGGCGUGUGCACAUCUCCCAAGCCACCAUGGAGUGUUUGCACGGGGAGUUUGAUAUGGAGCCGGGGAACGGGGGGGACCGCUGUGAGUACCUGAAGGAGAGGGGCAUCGACUCCUACCUGGUGGUGGUGCCCAAGGGCCCCCUGGGAAAGAACGGCAUCAACGGGGUGAAGUUGUCUGUGAUGUCAUCCAAUGGGAACUCUCCAUUGUUGAUCAACACCACUGAGUGUAAUGGGAGUGUCCACACAGCCUGCACCACACCAGACGAGCCAGAGGAGCUGGACACACGGGUGGUGAACCCUUCGUUCCCCAACCCUCGGCGGAGGCUAAGACUGCGGGACCUGGCCGAGAGGGUGAUUGAUGCGCAAGAGAACGAACAGGAGCUCAACAAACUGCUCAAUGAGGCACUGCUGGAGAGAGAGACCGUACAAGCUUUGAAGGGGAAACGCACCAACCGUCUGUCCCUGCGCUUUGUGGACCCUGAGCUGGAGACCCGUUACUCUGUAGAAAAGGAGAAGCAGAGUGGAGCUGCCUUCAGCUGUUCCUGUGUAGUGCUCUUGUUCACUGCAGCCAUGGAGGUCCUCAUAGACCCUCGGAUGAUAGCAAACUACGUGACCCUAGCUGUGGGAGAGGUCCUGCUGCUCGUCCUAACUGUCUGCUCUCUGGCGGCCAUCUUCCCUCGAGUUUUCCCUAAGAGGCUGGUGUCUUUCUCCACAUGGAUCGACCACACCCGCUGGGCACGGAACACAUGGGCCAUGGCAGCAAUCUUCAUCCUCACCAUGGCCGACAUUGUGGACAUGCUGAGCUGUCCCCGUCCCUCGGGAAACGCCACAAUUUCCCCUCCUUCCUCUGUUGUCCAAUCCGGGGCAGAGGGCUGUCUGGACAACCCCAAGUACUACAGCUACAUCGCUGUGCUGGCACUCAUGGCGACCACCAUGCUGGUGCAGGUCAGCCACAUGGUCAAGGUCACACUCAUGCUCCUCAUCACCAUAGCGACGGGCAUCGUCAACAUCUACAGCUGGAGGGACAUAUUUGACCGCUACGAUAUGGCCCGCUUCCAGGACUACAGGUCUUACCUGGUUCCCUCCAAAUAUGCCAUGACUGUGAUGAUCUUCAUGAUGAUGAUCAGUUUCUACUACUUUUCUCGACAUGUGGAGAAGCUAGCCCGUACUCUGUUCUUGUGGAAGAUUGAGGUCCAUGAGCAGAAGGAGAAGGUGUAUGAGAUGAGGCGCUGGAACGAGGCGCUGGUCACUAACAUGCUGCCAGAGCACGUAGCACGCCACUUCCUGGGCUCCAAGAAAAGGGACGAGGAGCUGUACAGCCAGUCAUAUGAUGAGAUUGGGGUGAUGUUCGCCUCCAUCCCCAACUUCUCGGACUUCUACACAGAGGAGAGCAUCAACAACGGGGGAAUUGAGUGCCUCAGGUUCCUAAACGAAAUCAUCUCCGAUUUUGACAGUCUCCUGGACGAGUCUCAGUUCCGCUGCAUCACCAAAAUCAAAACCAUUGGCAGCACCUACAUGGCAGCAUCAGGUGUCACUCCCAACGUCAGCAACGGCUACGCCUGUCUGAAGAAAGAAGAGCUGACUGACAGAGAACGCUGGCAGCAUUUGGCAGAUCUGGCAGACUUUGCUCUGGCCAUGAAGGUCACACUCAUGAACAUCAACUACCAGUCCUUCAACAACUUUAUGCUACGCAUAGGUUUGAAUAAAGGGGGGGUGCUGGCAGGAGUGAUUGGCGCCCGGAAGCCUCACUAUGACAUCUGGGGCAACACUGUGAAUGUGGCCAGUCGCAUGGAGUCCACAGGGGUCAUGGGUAACAUCCAGGUGGUGGAAGAUUGCUACCACAUCUUGAAGGAGUACGGAUUCCGUUUUGUGAGGAGGGGUCCCAUCUUUGUGAAGGGGAAAGGAGAGCUGCUUACCUACUUUCUGAAGGGUAGAGAAAAACAGGGAUCCUUCAUCAACGGCUCCUCGGUCACCCUGCCACACCAAGUGGUGGACAACUCCUGACCUGCGUGUCAACGCUCACAGAAACACAAACGCACACACAUAAUCAGAAAUAUACAUUCUAAUGUAUAAGUGAGAUCUGAAAUAAUGCUUAUACCAACACUCCAUCUUUCAGAAUUGCAAAGAAUGUAAGAGGAUAUGUCACUCUUGCAAAGAGAGAAGAUUUGUCCCGCCUCCCCCACCCUGUCUGUUCAAAUAUUUUUUUUUGCAAACUACAAAGCUUUUCAAAAUAGUGCUCAGCUACUUCCACUACAGACUUAUGAACACAUAUCACGCUACUGUAUAGUUACACAUAUUUACACACAUUCUUAGACAAACACUCUUCAGACACAGACCGUCUGACAAACACAUUAAUGAAUUCACUACAAUGCCAUCACUCAAGCCAGAUGCAGCCAGGCUGUUAGACUAAAUGCCUAAUUUUGAAUACUUUCACCCUUUUACAAAAUAAUUUAUAUUUGGAAAAUAAUGGAUUUCAUUGUGUUUAUUACAAACUGCUUGGAGAUGAAGAUGACCUGAGAUAAGAUGGUAGUGUGUGUGUGUGUGUGUGUGUGUGUGUGUGUGUGUGUGUGUGUGUGUGUGUGUGUGUGUGUGUGUGUGUGUGUGUGUGUGUGUGUGUGUGUGUGUGUGUGUGUGUGUGUGUGUGUGUGUGUGUGUGUGUGUGUCUGUG